ACCAGGGACUGAACAUUGUCACUCUCACUAGAAAGUGGUUCUUAUUUUUUUAAAUAAGAGGAUACGACCGAUAUUCCAGUUAAAUGUUUUCUGUAAACCUUUGAGAGAGAGUAUACGUUUUAAUCCUAUAAGGGAGGGAUUUUUUUUUUAACUAAUUGUAAUAAUUAAGUUUUGUCUAACGGAUUUAGUGAUUCAGAUCUCCACCCCCCCCCAAAGCACCCAACAAAUUCGACAUUAGGUCACAAAUAACAAAGAUAGGGCAAAAUUCAUAUAAUUUAUAUACAGCCUUUGAUUGAAGAAUGUCUUAUUCUUUAAUGGAGAUUGUACCUUUUCGAUUAUUGAGAUAAUAGAGUAUUCUGAAAUCUUUUUGAACUGAAAUCUUCUAAAUUGGUCCCAAUUCCCCAACAUUCCUUUGAUAAUAAGUAAGGAAGGGACUGAGUUUUACACUUAAAUAGACAUAUAUAUUUGAUCUGUAGCUGGCCAGGGAUGCAGAAAUUUUAAAUAUGCUCAGCGUAUGUGCAUUGCAAUACAAAACAUUACAAACUUCAUGAUUAUAAUGAUCCUAUUUUGGAAGGAAAUUGUCCACAUAUAUGCAAAAAAUGUGCUUAUAUAAAACUCCAAAGAGAUUGUUGCAAUCCAAUUUUCGAUCACCUGUCUUCAGUUCCCCUUGUAAUGAUACUGAUGGACAGCAAGAAAUAUUUUGGGAUCCAAAUUCUCCAACAACCUGUCAACUAGAUGAAAGAAGAAAUAAACAGCAUGACAGGAGAUGUAGUGUUGCAAUUUCAGAUAUUGUUAACCGUAUUGCUCCUCAGGGUGAAAAACCAACAACAGACUCCCUUCUGAACAUGUGGAUUGGUGAAGGUGCUAUUCCAUGUACUCCUGGUAUAACAAAAAUAAAAUCAAGAACAAGAACUAGCUAUAUAAAGUUUAAGGCACAAAGUAGUGAAGAAGAACUUAUAAAAUUGGCUAAACAGUUUGAUAAAAACAUGGUGGAGCUAGAUGUAAAGCAGGAACAAGACAGUGAGACUUGUGAUUUUGUCCAGACAAUUACAGAAGCAGAGACUUUAAAUAAUUAUAAAGACGAUGCACAGAUACAGGCACUGCAGUCAGUCUCUGAUGAAGUUCCUGAAGCAAAUAUUGCUGUGACAGUAAAAGGGAACCCCAGUAUCUCUAAGGAAGAACAUUAUAAAAAUAAUACUCAGACUAAUUUUGACCCAAAUGCUGAAGCAGCCCUUACUGCUCUUUUUGAUGGUUCCACUCAGAAAUGUAGUGGGCAGUUAAGCCAGGGUCUGUCAAAUACCUCUUUUAGUACCAGUCAUAAUAUCCAUGACAAAGAUAAUACUUUGAAAGAGGAGAAAGACAAUUCUGCUGAAACUGUGGUCACUGAGAAAGACGUGAGUAAAAUUUCAUGCCAACAAAAUCUGACCCCCUUAGUGGCUAAGUCUGCAUCAGACUCCCUUGUAAUGGCAAAGUCAAGUGUAAUUUCCCCUGUUGCAAAAUCAGAGAUUUGCAGUAAGCCUGGCAAGGUAGAUGCUAGCAUUGAUUUUGAUGAUGAUGAUGACUGGGAACACAUGUUAACUGAUGACUCUUUUGUUAUGCAAAUUUCUCAAGCCCCUGAACUUUUAACUACAUCUGAUAAUUGUCAGUCCGAUGUUCAGAAAGAUGUUUGCAUGCCUGCUGCCAGUAAAAUCGAUAAAGAAAUAAAUAGAGAUUUGACUAUUGGUAAAAGUCUUUCAAAAAAUUUACAAGAUCUUCCUUCAGAGACAAAUAACAAGAAUUUCCCUGAUCCUUCCAAAGCUCUGUUUCCUCCAAAGCCAAAUAAUGAGUCCAUUCAAUUGGUACCUACUGAGAAUGAAAAGAAAAGUGAUAGAAAUUUCAGUAAGACAAGUUUUCCCACCAAAAUUCCUGGUUAUCCUGAGCUUUCGGUUGCAUCUAAUAUCCAAAAGACAAAGGAGAUUAUUUACCCUAAAUUUGGAUCAAAUAUGAACGUUUCUACAAAGGAGUCUACUUUGGUCACAGGGCAUACCAGUCAUCCAUUACAAACUGGGGGAGGUGGCAAAAAUCCACCUAAUUGUUAUCAGGCAUUUAAUAUGCCUGCUAAAACAAAUCCUAAUAACUGUACCAGAAGAUCUGAUGAAACCAGUUUUUGUAACUUAAAUCAGGACGCACCAAAGCAGAGUUCUUUAUUUGAUGACUGGAAUGAUCCUAAGCUUGCUAGUGAAGUUAUUGAAGCAUGUCAUGAAUUAGAGAAGUCUUGGGAUGCAGAUGAUGAUGAUGAUGAUGAUGAUUUGCUUUACCAAGCAUGUGACCACGUAGAAAAGCUGACCCAGCAACAAGACUUGAAAAAAGACAGCCAAGGGUCUGAAGAUAAGCAAAAGAUAAAUUCUAAUUCCUAUUUGGAGAUGGAAACUAAUUCAGUUAUAUCUGGAAAAGGAUACCAGUUGCAAUAUAAACAUCUGAACAUGGACGAUAUUCCUGCACAUAGAGCAUCAUUGAGAGAAGUUAAACAAACAGACAAGUUAACAUGUAAAGAGGGUACAAAUUAUGGAAGUUCUGCAAAUUCUACAGGGACUCAAAAUCUGAGUAAAGAGUACAAGUACCCAAAUUAUCAGAACAAUAAUCAACAUGUUUCUUGGAAUAAUUCUAAUGUUCCAGCGGGACCGAACAGGUCUUCAGUUCUUCCAGGAAAUUUAAGUUCAGGCCGUACAUGUACCGAUAUUCCUUCUUCAAGAAAUUUAUGCCGUCAGACUCUUUCUCAUAGCAUAGUAACAACCCAGACUCCUUGCCAUGUUAAAACAUCAAUUCCAACAUCCUUUGAUUACUCUUUCACAAAGAUUAAAAAUCCUCAGACUCUUCCUCAUUUAAAUCACAGUAGUAUACCAUCAGGAAGCAUAUCUGAUACCAAAAUUUUACAGCAUUCAGAGAAAAGCAAAACUCAGUUUGUCAAUUCCUUAUCUGGGGGGACUGUGCCACAGCAACUUUUGAAGAGACAGUUUUCAGAACCCUGUAAGCAACUUACAAAAGAGGAAGAAGAAAAAAAUAGAAAGUAUUCCCCAGAAGAGAUUCAGAGAAAGAGACAAGAAGCUCUGGUUCGAAGAAUGUCUAAGGCACGUUCAUCAUUUGUGAAUGCAGCACAUACUUAAUUUAAUUUUCUGAAUGAAAAAGUCAGUUUGACAGAGAAGACAUGUUAAAGACUUUACAUCUAUCCUCGAUAGCAAAUAUUGUUUUUCUGGUUUCUCUAUGAGAAAUUUGAUACUGACUUAUAUAGCAUAGACUUCUAUUUUAUUAUUUAUUGUUUACAAUUGUAAACGAACAUUUCCUCCCAAAUAUGUCCAUAUGGUAGUUAACAAAAGUUUUGCAAGGUCUAAAAAGGUUGCAAGAUUGAAUGUGUUCGUGUACAUCUUAAUUAUGUACUGUAAGUUUAUGAGCAGAAUUGUUAACAAUUUUAAAACUGUGAUUGUGGAAAAUCAUCUCUGAGAGGUGAAACUUUUAAGUUUCAUGAAACAGGUUAGCUUUUUUCCUAUUAUAGAACUCGGGUCUAAGCAAUAUGAUAAAGGUCUGGUUUUCUGAUUUUUUUUUUGUUCAGUAUCUGAUUUGCUUAUAAGUUCUUGAAUUUUUAUAUAACUAGUAUUGGGAGUGAUAGAAAUAAAGGAUUUAAUCCCAUUGUAACUAAUUAAUAAAUAUUUUCCAUUUCAAAUUUGAAA
Molecule: messenger RNA, 3704 nt
Organism: Dromiciops gliroides (monito del monte)
Lineage: Eukaryota; Metazoa; Chordata; Mammalia; Microbiotheria; Microbiotheriidae
Gene: ETAA1
Product: ETAA1 activator of ATR kinase
Exons: 6
Coding region: 591-3143 (850 amino acids)
Source: RefSeq, a predicted model, not a curated record